GAGUUUUGAGGAGUUCGAGCUGCAUCUGAAAAAGAAUGACUGAAGACAAUUCCAUUUCCUUUGACUUUCCCAGCAACCGCGGCUCAACUGUGGAGCAGUGCCAACGCAUGAUUCAUAAGAGUCUCCUUUCUCCAAAGGUGAGGUUCUUGAAGGAACACUUGGAGAAAGCUGGGUGUUCUAUAGGAGAUAAUUUCAUCAAAGCUAUUAAAUGCGACGACGCUGGUGUAGCUGGUGGUUACACUCAGGGUCAAGGGAUAGUUGUGUGCUGCAACGAGAUGGAAUCUCAAGAUGAUGUUAACCAGGUGUUAAAGCAUGAGCUAAUUCACGCAUUCGAUGAUUGUCGUGCUGCAAACUUGGAUUGGAGUAGUUGUGCUCACCACGCUUGUAGCGAGAUAAGAGCUGGUCAUCUUAGUGGUGAUUGUCAUUUCAAACGGGAACUUCUUAAAAUGGGUUCUCUGAAGAUCAAAGGGCAUGAGCAGGACUGUAUCAGAAGAAGAGUUUUGAAAUCAUUGUCUGCAAGUCCAUAUUGCACCGGUGUGGCUAAGGCUUUUAUGGAAUCUGUAUGGGAUGUUUGUUACAAUGAUACAGAGCCUUACGACCGAGCUCCUUAAAAGUUGUGUGAUUGUUACUGGCAUUUAUUAUACCAGGUUCCAUUUUUGGCCUAGGAACCUUUAUAGGUGGUCGCAAAUGUGAAUGAAAUUGAAGAAUGAAGGCUCGCUAACUUCUUUGGUGCAGAACUCUAUCUGUUGUUAGUUUAUCCACAUGGAAUUUAAAUGGACAUUUGUUUGCACUUUGCUCACUAAAUUAUAGAAGUUAUUUUAUUUAUUUAUGUUUUGUUGAUUUAGCCUGGCGAUUCAAUUUGAGAGGGUUGCACGGGUUUAUUUGUAAUGAUGACCAAGUUAUAUACAUCUUAAAUGUGAUAAAUUUGUUGUUCUUU
Abrus precatorius (Indian licorice) is the source of this 937-nucleotide messenger RNA. RefSeq names its product mitochondrial inner membrane protease ATP23-like. Gene Ontology annotation, biological process: mitochondrial protein processing; mitochondrial proton-transporting ATP synthase complex assembly. The record is from RefSeq and is a predicted model, not a curated record. The transcript has 5 exons. Gene Ontology annotation, cellular component: extrinsic component of mitochondrial inner membrane. The coding region runs from base 36 to 611 and encodes 191 amino acids. Lineage: Eukaryota; Viridiplantae; Streptophyta; Magnoliopsida; Fabales; Fabaceae. Gene Ontology annotation, molecular function: metalloendopeptidase activity.